UGGAGGAGGAGGUUCCGCGCGCGUAGCUCCACCCUCGCGCACCGAGGCGCACUUUAAAUGGUAAAGCUCGGAGUUUAUCGGGGGUCAUUUGGACUGUUCGUUUUUUUGGAGUACUGCCUCGUCGGCGCCGGACAGUCCAAACCCUGAAAACGCCCCAAGUCCCCCAGAACUCCCCUCAGCGGACGUUUCUGCGCUUUAUUUGGCCCAUCACUUUAAUCCAAGAUGUCCAAGAAGGCCCCAAGUGAAGAUGAGAAGUUCCUCUUUGUUGACAAGGACUUCCUCAACAGCCCGAUGGCUCAGGCUGACUGGGCAGCGAAGAAGCUGGUCUGGGUCCCUUCGGAGAAGCACGGAUUUGAGGCAGCCAGCAUCAAAGAGGAGCGCGGCGAGGAGGUCCUGGUGGAGCUGGUCGACAAUGGCAAGAAAGUGACUGUCAACAAGGAUGACAUCCAGAAGAUGAACCCGCCCAAGUUUAGUAAAGUGGAAGACAUGGCCGAGCUCACAUGCCUCAACGAAGCCUCCGUGCUGCACAAUCUCCGUGAGCGCUACUUCUCUGGUCUUAUUUAUACGUACUCCGGCCUCUUCUGUGUGGUGGUGAACCCGUAUAAAAUGCUGCCCAUCUACUCGGAGAAGAUCAUUGACAUGUACAAAAGGAAGAAAAGACACGAAGUCCCGCCUCAUAUCUACUCCAUCGCUGACAACGCCUACAGAAACAUGAUGCAAGAUCGUGAGGAUCAGUCUAUUCUCUGCACUGGGGAGUCUGGUGCCGGGAAGACAGAGAACACCAAGAAGGUGAUCCAGUAUCUCGCUGUUGUGGCGUCAUCACACAAAGGCAAAAAGGACAGCAGUGUUCAACAAUCAGGAGCACAGUUUGCCUACGGGGAGCUGGAGAAGCAGCUCCUGCAGGCUAAUCCCAUCCUGGAGGCCUUUGGGAAUGCCAAAACCAUCAAAAAUGAUAAUUCUUCUCGAUUUGGUAAAUUCAUCCGUAUCAACUUUGAUGUGACCGGCUACAUUGUUGGUGCCAAUAUUGAGACCUACCUGCUGGAGAAGUCUCGAUGUAUCAGACAGGCAAAAACUGAAAGAGCCUUUCACAUCUUCUAUUACAUGAUUGCUGCCAAAGAAAAACUGCGCGAGGAACUUCUUCUAGAGUCCUUCAACAGUUACCGUUUCCUGAGUUCGGGCCAUGUCCAGAUUUCCGGCCAACAGGACGAUGAGAUGUACGAAGAGACGAUGGAGGCCAUGAACAUCAUGGGCUUCACCGAAGAAGAGAGAAUCGAUAUCCUGAAGGUUUGCUCCUCAGUGAUGCAGCUCGGAAACAUUGAGUUCAAGAAAGAGAGGAACCAGGAACAGGCCACCAUGCCAGACAACACCGCGGCCCAGAAGGUGUGUCACCUGCAGGGCAUCAAACGUGACGAUUUCACCCGUGCCAUCCUCACUCCUCGAAUCAAAGUGGGCAGAGAGGUGGUGCAGAAGGCCCAGACUAAAGAGCAGGCGGACUUUGCUGUUGAAGCUCUGGCCAAGGCAAUGUUUGAGCGCCUCUUCCGCUGGAUCCUGGGCCGAGUCAACAAGGCUCUGGACAAGACCAAGCGCCAGGGUGCAUCCUUCCUGGGAAUCCUGGACAUAGCUGGUUUUGAGAUCUUUGAGGACAAUUCCUUUGAGCAGCUGUGCAUCAACUACACCAAUGAGAAGCUGCAGCAGCUCUUCAACCACACUAUGUUCAUCCUGGAGCAAGAGGAGUACCAGAGGGAGGGCAUCGAGUGGAACUUUAUCGACUUUGGUCUUGACCUGCAGCCUUGCAUUGAGCUCAUUGAGCGGCCAAAUAACCCUCCAGGCAUCCUGGCCCUGCUGGAUGAAGAGUGCUGGUUCCCCAAAGCCACAGAUGUCUCCUUUGUAGAGAAACUUCUCAACACUCAAGGAAACCACGUCAAAUUUGCCAAACCGAAACAGCUCAAGGACAAGACAGAGUUUUCUAUUCUUCACUAUGCAGGAAAGGUAGACUACAACGCCACAGCGUGGCUGACGAAGAACAUGGACCCUCUUAAUGAUAACGUCACGUCGCUGCUCAACAACUCCUCCAGUACAUUUGUACAAGACCUCUGGAAAGAUGUGGACAGAGUUGUGGGUCUUGAUACGCUUGCCAAGAUGUCAGACACCUCCAUGCCAAGCGCUUCUAAAACCAAGAAGGGAAUGUUCCGGACGGUGGGACAGCUCUACAAGGAGUCUCUGGCUAAACUCAUGACGACGCUCCACAACACCCAACCCAACUUUGUCAGAUGCAUCAUCCCAAACCACGAGAAGAGGGCCGGUAAACUAGAUGCACACCUGGUCUUGGAUCAGCUGAGGUGUAACGGUGUGCUGGAGGGGAUCAGAAUCUGCCGACAAGGAUUCCCCAACAGAAUAGUCUUCCAGGAGUUCCGUCAACGUUAUGAGAUCUUAGCUGCUAAUGCAAUUCCCAAAGGGUUCAUGGAUGGCAAGCAAGCCUGCAUCCUCAUGAUUAAGCAUCUGGACUUGGACCCCAACCUGUACAGGAUUGGACAGAGUAAGAUCUUCUUCCGUACUGGAGUGCUGGCCCAGCUGGAGGAGGAGCGAGAUCUAAAGAUCACUGUCAUCAUUAUCGCCUUCCAGGCUCAGGCUCGAGGAUUCUUGGCCCGAAAGGCAUUUGCUAAGAGGCAACAGCAGCUCACAGCCAUGAAGGUGAUCCAGAGGAACUGUGCUGCCUACCUCAAACUCAGGAACUGGCAGUGGUGGAGGCUCUUCACCAAGGUCAAACCUCUGCUGCAAGUGACCCGUCAGGAGGAGGAAAUGAGUCUAAAGGAGGAGGAGCUGCACAGAGCCAAAGAAGUGGCUGCAAAGUUUGAGUCUGAGCUGAAGGAGAUUACCCUGAAACACACAACGGUUCUGGAGGAGAGGAAUGCCUUGCAGGAGCAGCUCCAGGCAGAGACAGAGCUGUAUGCCGAGGCUGAGGAGAUGAGGAUUCGUCUGGCAUCUAAGAAACAGGAGCUGGAGGAGAUCCUUCAUGAGAUGGAGGCGAGGCUGGAUGAAGAAGAAGACCGUUCUCAGGCACUGCUCGUGGAGAAGAAGAAGAUGCAGCAGCAGAUGCAGGAAUUGGAGGAACAUUUGGAAGAGGAAGAAGAUGCUCGUCAGAAGCUUCAGCUGGAGAAAGUUACCUGUGAGGGCAAAAUCAAAAAGCUGGAAGAUGACAUCCUGGUGAUGGAAGACCACAACAACAAGCUACUCAAAGAGAGAAAGCUGAUGGAGGAGAGAAUUGCAGACUUCAGCACCAACCUGGCCGAGGAAGAAGAAAAGUCUAAAAACCUCACCAAGCUCAAAAAUAAACAUGAAUCCAUGAUUUCUGAACUGGAGGUCCGGUUAAAGAAAGAAGAAAAGAGUCGACAGGAGCUGGACAAGACUAAGCGCAAGUUGGAGGCGGAGUCAAAUGACCUACAGGAGCAGAUAGCUGACCUGCAGGCCCAAAUCGCUGACCUCAAAGCCCAACUCAUCAAAAAGGAGGAGGAGCUACAGAAUGCUUUGGCCAGGUUGGAGGAUGAGACAUCGCAGAAGAACAAUGCACUCAAGAAGAUCAGAGAGCUGGAGGGUCACAUCUCAGACCUGCAGGAGGACCUCGACUCUGAGCGGGCAGCCAGGAACAAGGCAGAGAAGAUCAAGAGAGACCUCGGAGAGGAGCUGGAGGCUCUCAAGUCUGAGCUCGAGGACACUCUGGACACCACGGCGACACAGCAGGAACUCAGAGCCAAACGAGAACAGGAGGUCACCCUGCUGAAGAAAGCCAUUGAGGAGGAGAACCGGACCCAUGAGGCCCAGGUGCAUGAGAUGAGACAGAAGCACACCCAGGCUGUGGAGGAGCUCACUGAGCAGCUGGAGCAGUCCAAACGAGUGAAGUCCACCCUGGAGAAGGCUAAACAAGCUCUGGAGAAGGAGACGUCAGAACUAACCAUUGAGGUGCGUUCACUGACUCAAGCCAAACAAGACGUGGAGUACAAGAGGAAGAAGGUUGAAGGUCAGCUGGCAGACCUGCAGUCACGCUUCAACGACAGUGAGAAGCAGAAGGCGGAGCUGGGAGACCGAUGCUCCAAGAUCACCGUUGAACUGGAGAGUGUGACGACGCUCCUGAACGAAGCAGAGGGCAAGAACAUCAAACUGAGCAAAGACAUCACCAGCCUCAGCUCCCACCUCCAAGACACACAGGAGCUGUUGGCUGAGGAGACGCGUCAAAAACUGCAGCUAUCUACGAAACUACGGCAGGUAGAAGAUGACAGGAACAGCCUGCAGGAGCAGCUCGAAGAGGAGAUGGAAGCCAAGAGGAAUGUAGAGAGACAUGUGUCCACCCUCAACAUCCAGCUGUCAGAUGCCAAGAAGAAGAUGGAUGAAAUGAUGGGGAACAUCGAGACGCUGGAAGAGGGCAGGAAACGUCUGCAGAGGGACCUGGAAGCAGCCAACACCCAGUUUGAGGAGAAAGCAUCAGCGUAUGAGAAACUGGAGAAAACCAAAAACCGUCUACAGCAGGAGCUGGAGGACACACUGAUGGACCUGGACAACCAGAGGCAGAACGUGUCAAACCUGGAGAAGAAACAGAAGAAAUUUGACCAGAUGUUGGCUGAGGAGAAGAGCAUCUCCAGCAAAUAUGCAGAGGAGCGUGACCGUGCUGAAGCCGAGGCCAGAGAGAAGGAGACCAAAGCUCUGUCCCUGGCGAGAGCUCUGGAGGAGGCCCAAGAUACCAGAGAGGAGAUGGAGAGAGCCAACAAGGCGCUGCGGCUCGAGAUGGAAGACCUGAUCAGUUCCAAGGACGAUGUGGGAAAAAAUGUCCAUGAACUUGAGAAGUCCAAACGAGGUCUUGAGGCCCAGGUGGAGGAGAUGAAGACGCAGCUGGAGGAACUGGAGGACGAGCUGCAGGCGGCUGAAGAUGCCAAACUGCGCCUGGAGGUCAACAUGCAGGCCUUGAAGGCCCAGUUUGAGAGGGACCUCCAAGGACGCGAUGAGAUGGGAGAGGAGAAGAAGAGACAGCUGGUCAAGCAGGUUCGUGAGCUGGAGACAGAGCUGGAGGAUGAGCGCAAGCAACGAGCCUCAGCAGCAGCAGCCAAGAAGAAGCUGGAAACAGAUAUAAAAGAUCUGGAGGGACACAUCGAGGCGGCCAACAAGGGACGAGACGAAGCCAUCAAGCAGCUUCGCAAGCUUCAGGCCCAGAUGAAGGACUUCCAGAGGGAGCUGGAUGACACCCGUGCAGCCAAGGAAGAGGUUUUAGUCACCGCAAAGGAGAGCGAGAAGAAGGCCAAGAGUCUGGAGGCUGAGCUGAUGCAGGUCCAGGAGGAUCUGGCUGCAGCCGAGCGGGCGCGGAAGCAGGCAGAGGCUGAACGAGAUGAGCUGUCCGAUGAGCUGGCCAGCAACUCUUCUGGAAAGGCGGUGCUGGCAGAUGAGAAGAGACGUCUAGAAGCCAAGAUUGCGCAGCUGGAGGAGGAGCUGGAAGAAGAGCAGAGCAACAUGGAGAUGCUGAAUGACAGAUUGAAGAAGAGCUCACAGCAGGUGGAGCAGCUGAACAACGAGCUGCAGACAGAGCGCAGCACCUCGCAGAAGAAUGAGAGCGCCCGGCAGCAGAUGGAGCGCCACAACAAGGAGCUGAAGGCAAAACUCCAGGAGAUGGAGAACCAGGUCAAGUCCAAGUUCAAGUCCUCCAUCUCAGCUUUAGAGGCCAAAGUGGCCCAACUGGAGGAGCAGCUGGAGCAGGAGAACAGAGAGAAGCAGGCGUCUGCCAAGAGUUUACGCCAGAAGGACAAGAAGCUGAAGGACCUGAUGAUGCAGGUGGAAGACGAACGGAAACAGGCAGAACAGUACAAAGACCAGGCAGAAAAGUCAAAUUCUCGCGUGAAGCAGUUGAAGCGGCAGCUGGAGGAGUCAGAGGAGGAGUCUCAGCGAGCCACAGCCGCCCGCCGGAAGCUGCAGCGAGAGCUGGAUGAAGCUACAGAGGCCAACGAGGCCAUGAGCCGCGAGGUCAACUCCCUCAAGAGCAAACUCAGGCGUGGAAACGAGCCGUCCUUCGGUGGCACAACUCGGCGUGUGGGCGGCGGCCGAAGGGUGGUGGAGGACGCCUCGGAGGAGGAGCUCGACGCUCAAACCGACUACAACGGAACCAAGUCCUUGGAGUAACAGACGGCUAGCUAUUAGUAGAAUUACCGACCAGCGGAGAAUAUGUUCAAAGCCUGAUGUGCUCGUUCUUCUAAGUAUCGAAUAUUUCAAAAAGAUCUCGAUGUGAAACCAAAAAAAAAAA
Thalassophryne amazonica is the source of this 6277-nucleotide messenger RNA. RefSeq names its product myosin-11-like. Gene Ontology annotation, molecular function: ATP binding; actin filament binding; cytoskeletal motor activity. Lineage: Eukaryota; Metazoa; Chordata; Actinopteri; Batrachoidiformes; Batrachoididae. The record is from RefSeq and is a predicted model, not a curated record. Gene Ontology annotation, cellular component: myosin complex.